AUGGGCGGGUUCUGGCUGUGUGUCGCGGAGGCCGUGGGGUCACGACCCGCCGAGGAGUGCCAGGAAAGGUACAUGGCGGAGCUGGAAGGCAGGAAGCGGGCCCCGAGGAAGACCGCCCGGACCAGGAAGGGAGGAGCAGAAGAGAGAGUGCAGAAGCCGCCCGUGAUCGAUGCCAAGGUGGGGACCCUUAAGCGGAAGAAGCAGAUGCGGGACUUCCUGGAGCAGAUGCCCAAGGACAACCACGAGGACGUCUUCACGGCGACACCCUUUCAGAACAGAAACACACAAUUGCCGCAGUUCCGCACCCUCCCGAGGGAAGAUAUCUUCCAGCUGAGAGAGACCCACCCCAUCACUCCCUCGUCUGCCCUCUCUCCUCUGGCAAAGACCCCGCAGUGUGAGCACGUCACUCCUGGCAUGCUGGCCGCCCUGGACAGGAAAGACAACGACAAGCACGUCUUCCACCUGCAGAGGAACCUCAAGGGCAAGGAUCGCACAUGGAAGAACGUGAAAAGGAAGCCGCCUCUGCACAACUUCGGUACGCCAGUCUCGCAAAGAAUGAACAUCUUUACCUAUGAUGAAGGUGUUCCGCUCCAGCUGAAGACCCGGCCGGUUUUCCCAGCCGAGAGAGGAGGAGCGUCUGAUGAAGAAGAAGACGACGAGGGCGACGAGGACUUGUAUUUCUCCACGUAGCUGGCCUCCUGCGUCUUUCCCCGCGUCUUCAGGCAAAUUAGGGGUUUUGUUCCCCCUUCACCUGUCUUUAAUGAAUUGGGCAGUCAGGAGCCGGCUUCAUUGACUGAACGCAAUCCUUGGCUGCAGCCCAGUUCAAGCUGUUGGUAUGAAAGGGGACAGUGUGCAGUUGUGUGUGUGUGUCUCUCUGUGUGUGUCUCUCUCUGCCACCCCACCCCGCUCCCCUGUUUAUGGUGUCCUUUGACCCCCUGCCCCAGUGGCUGGGACAGGCUAUUUUUUUUUUAAAGCAAAAUAACGCGUUUUUUAAAGCUACUGUACAA
Messenger RNA from Gekko japonicus, 1007 nucleotides. It is a transcript of the gene MIS18BP1, whose product is annotated as MIS18 binding protein 1. NCBI's taxonomy places the organism in Eukaryota, Metazoa, Chordata, Lepidosauria, Squamata, Gekkonidae. The record is from RefSeq and is a predicted model, not a curated record. Bases 1 to 690 code for a protein of 229 amino acids. The transcript is spliced from 6 exons.